AUGUCUAAGUUUCCCGAAGUUCAAGGUGGAGGCUCUUUGAUCUUGGCCUGGCAGAUCAGGGGGAAACACGUGCUAGUUGUAGGAGGGGGUGAAGUCGCCGCGGGGCGCAUCCUCCACGCCCUCAAUGCCGACGCACGCGUUACCGUCGUUUGUCCGGCCACUGGCCUCAAUGAAGAAGUCGCCUACCGAGUCGCCGAGAGCCAAGUAAUCCAUGUCGAUCGGAAUUUCGAACCCUCCGACUUAGAUGAUGCGGACAUGGUGCUGUGCGCCAUUGAUGACCCGGAGGCCUCGACGCAAGUCUGGAAACUCUGCAAGGAAAAGCGGAUACCCGCCAAUAUCGCUGAUGUUCCUCCCGAGUGCGACUUUUACUUUGGAAGCAUACACCGGGAUGGUCCUCUCCAGAUUAUGGUCAGCACAAAUGGCAAUGGCCCGAAAUUGGCCAGCAUUGUGCGCAAGAAGAUCGCAGCGACCCUGCCAUCCAACAUGGGAGCUGCUAUCAUGAAUGUCGGAAAGCUACGGAAGAAGCUCCGAGAGGUCGCACCUAACCAAGAGGAAGGGCCAAAGAGAAUGAAGUGGAUGUCGACGGUCUGCGAAUCGUGGAGUCUGGACGACUUGGUAGAGAUGACCGAACAAGACAUGGAUGGACUGCUAUCUCAAUACGGGCCAGGGACUGUGCCUACACUCCAGGAAGUGCGCAAAUGA
This is a messenger RNA of Penicillium longicatenatum, 702 nucleotides long. Its product is annotated as bifunctional precorrin-2 dehydrogenase/sirohydrochlorin ferrochelatase MET8. The record is from RefSeq and is a predicted model, not a curated record. Bases 1 to 702 code for a protein of 233 amino acids. Gene Ontology annotation, biological process: siroheme biosynthetic process. NCBI's taxonomy places the organism in Eukaryota, Fungi, Ascomycota, Eurotiomycetes, Eurotiales, Aspergillaceae. Gene Ontology annotation, molecular function: protoporphyrin ferrochelatase activity; precorrin-2 dehydrogenase activity. The transcript has 2 exons.